AAAAAUUCCAAAAUGCAAUGUACGUGCGAGUGCCAUACGAAUACCAACUAUUGCAAUAAUUAUUACGCGAAUUAUUACAAUAAUCCGCAAUAUUACAGUAAUAUACGCUAUUGUACUUGCAACAACAACCAAAAUUACGGUAAUGAACAAAAUUAUAGUAAUACACAAUGUUACGGCGACGCGCAAAAUUACAGUAACUCGCAGAGUUACCCGCAAAAAAAUACCCAACAAGAAGAAAACACUAAAAAAACUGUUAAUAUAAACGAAAGCAAUGACGAUAAUAAUAAAUACGGAAUGGGCAUAACGGUAUUUCCGGAGAGGCAGCUUGCAGUUUACGAUCCUUCGCUAGAAGACGUACCGGCAGAUAUCAGGAGGAUGAUGGAAAAAGCCAUGAGUAAGUCCAAAUGCACGUGGAGAUUGAGCCAAUUGUCGUUACCCUUAUCGUCGAGAAUGAGUAAAAAAUACGAAUCGACAGACAUCAAACCGCCCCCGCCCAGAGAAAUGAAAAUCGAAUACGAAAUGCUGGAGCAUCUCUCCAAAUCCGAACCGCUAUGGAAACGUUGCGCCAAAAAACCGGAUAGUAGUUCAAAAACCUCCGUGGCAACAACGUUGACUGACAUUGACAAAGGCUCAGACAACCAAGGGGUGUUCCCUCACAGCUUGGACAGUUACAAAUGCCUGAACAUCGGCAGAACGGAAGUUUACUGCGAAUCUUGGUACGGUACAGCGAUCAAAUGGCACGGUAUUAUCGUCGCCUACACUCUCAACCCGGGUGACGAGAAGGUGUUCGACAACGGCAACAGAUUGUACUAUUACACCGGCUUGAAAGUGCAAAAUAAGGAUUCGAAGCUCCGGGCUUUGGUGCACGUAGGGUACAGGAAAGGCUGGCCUUGGUACGAUUCCAUCGGACCCAACUGGGAACUGAAAAUCGAUAUAAACGAUAUGGCCAAGGCGCUGGUGUCGUUCGGCGUGGGAUUCAUACCGAAAGUGGGCCCGGUUUUCUCCGCUUUGGUGGAUUUCUUCUGGCCCGAAACGGAAACGGACAUUUGGAGCGAGAUCGAAUCGAAAGUCGAAGCGCUGGUGGAUAAGAAAACGCAAGAAGCCAUCAGAGGCAUCAUCGGCGGGCAACUCAGGUACAUGAAGGAAAAAAUCAACAGCCUGAACAGGGAGAUCGAACACCCGGAAUUGGGGCAAGACGUGAACCGUCACUUCAUGUACAUCGCGAAAGAUUUGGUGGGCUUCGAACACCAUUUCAGCAUUGCCAAAGAAGACAACAGCGAUUACGUUGCAAUUAACGAAUUCAUACUUCCUUUAUACUCGAACUUCGUCACGAUGAAGGUGAAAUACUACCAAUUCGGCAUCAGGAACGCCGACAAACUGAAACUCAAUUCAACCGACGUGGUAAGAUUGAAAGAAUACUUGAAACAUCUACUGCUCGGCCAAGACGGCGUCUUCAACUACAUCAACAGAGUCCUGCACGAGAGCGUCGAGAAAGCCUACCAGACCUGCGAUCCGGACAACGUCUACGACGCCAUCGCCACCGCCAGAACCUACAUAGGACUCAACGGUUUGGAAUUCCUGGACGUGUGGAGAGCCGCCCUGGAGCACACCGAUUCCGAAGACGCCCCCUACAACAGCGCCAUCAUCUUCUCCAAGAACUUCUGCAGACCGACGCCGUGGCACGCGCGCCAAAUCGUCGCCGAAGACGUCCCGCAGCCGCUGCAGCCGAAGAUGCUGGGCGAGAGGAGGAACCGGAUGCUUGGGGUGACCGUGUGGAUAUGGCGGAUACGGCCGUACGCUUUGCGGAAGAUAUCCGGCUUGAAGAUCUACUGGGAGAACGGGGAUGAGAGCGAGCUGGGCAAGUGGUCGAGGGAGAGCGAGUACAUCGACUUCAAGGGCGCCGAUUUGAAGGCGCUGCGAGCUUGGGGCGACGGAGCUCUGGAUUGUCUGGACUUCGAUCUGACGGACGGAAGGCGCGUCUCCGUCGGGAGCACGAACGACGCGAGAGGCGUAAACGAGCUGUUUGAAUUGGAUAAACAUGUUAUAGCUGGUAUAUUAUUGAGCGGGGGACAAGAUGGCCUCGAAGGACAGGCUUGUAACAUCAGCGUUUCCUACCGAUUGGCUUCACCUUAA
This is a messenger RNA of Phyllotreta striolata, 2133 nucleotides long. The record is from the annotation of a GenBank genome assembly. Lineage: Eukaryota; Metazoa; Arthropoda; Insecta; Coleoptera; Chrysomelidae.